AUGCUAAAGCAAAGAUGGUUUAUGCGGUCGCUCUCGACAAUCCUUCCUCGAGCACCGUUAUCAAAACAAAUAUUGAAAUCUGAACCUACAGCUGAAUUACUCGAAAAACUAUGUUUCUUUAAGAAGACCCAGAGUGGUAUUUUCCACAUGUUACCUGCUGGGAUGAAGACUACCGAUAAAUUUAUUGGAAUUAUACAGGAUAAAUUACAAACAAAUAAUGAUGCUUCAUUGGUUUCUUUAAGUUCUUUAUCGCCUAAAUCGUUAUGGCAAACUACUGAUCGUUGGGCAAAUUCAGAAUUGUUUAAAUUGAAAGAUAGUAAAAAAAAUGAAUAUUGUCUAGUGGCAACUUGUGAAGAAGAUAUUACUGAGUUGAUGAAAAGUUUUAUUACUAGUUAUAAAGAUAUGCCUGCAUUAGUGUAUCAAGUUGGUAAAAAAUAUAGAGAUGAAUUGAGACCACGGUCGGGUUUAUUAAGAGCAAGAGAGUUUAUUAUGAUGGAUGCAUAUUCUUUUGCUAGUGAUGAAAGUGAUGCCACAAGGAUGUUUGAAGAUGUAAACAAGACUUUUCUUGAGAUUUUCCAGGAAUUAAAAAUACCUGUGGUACGAGCAUAUGCAGAUAGUGGUGAUAUUGGUGGUGAUCAAAGUAUUGAGUAUCAUUUGCCAUUGAUUGGUGGAGAAAGUACUAUUUUGAGUUGUAAUAAUGAUAGCUGUAAGCAUGUGGCUACAGAUGAAAAAGCAUUGUCUUACCCUGUUGAAGAAGGUCAAUUCACUGGAGACGUCUGUGUCAAAUACGGAUUAAGUGAGGAUCACACUACAUUAGUAUGCUAUUAUUACCCCAAAGGUAGGCAAAUUAAUUGGAAUUUAGCUAAAUUAUCAGUAGAUGAUGAUAUAGAUUCCUCAUUACGUGAUUGUUCAAAUCAGGAAAUUACUGAUCUUUUCCAAAAGGAAAAUGAAGAUAUGAUGUUUACAAAAGUGUUAAGAGUCAUGGAUAGUAGAAUAAAUUCACGUUCAAAUUUCCCAGAUUUCCCAUUGAAAAGUUAUUUGAAAAAUAAUUUUGGUCAAAUCGAUGGUGUCUCUAUAGUGACCGCAACUGAUGGUGAAAUAUGUGGACAAUGUAAUGAGGGUACACUCGUAAGUACCAAGAGUAUCGAAGUAGCACAUACGUUUAAUUUAGAUACUAAAUAUUCAAAACCAUUGUCACUAAAAUUCAUGGAUCGAGAAAAUAAUUCGACCCGUCUUGUAAAGAUGGGUUGUUAUGGUAUCGGUGUCACUAGAGUCAUUGCCUCCAUUGCAGAACUGACUAGAGAUAUACAUGGAUUAAGAUGGCCUGUUGCGAUUGCUCCUUGGUCGGUUUCUAUUGUCUCGACACCUCAAGGUAAAAACUCCGAGACUGAUAAAAAUUAUGGUAAAAUUGUAUCACUAUUUAAAAACAAGGAUCCUAAAUUGGCUAGUAACAUCAUGACCAAUCUUAACAGAACAGCAAGUAUGGGUACCAAUAUUUCAUUAUCUCAUUCGAUUGGUAUUCCUUUGACAAUUAUUGUAGGGAAUAAAUCAUGGCCUAGAGUAGAAAUUGAAGUAAGAGGCAGAAGAUGGAGCGGAACCGACAUAUGUAAAUGGGAAGAAGAGUACCCGCAUUUAAAGGAAGAAUACCAAUGGGAGGUGAAUAAUGCAUCGCCUAUCGACCCAUACCACGAGAAGCAUAUUGUUUUACACAAACAUGUAGUUGAUGUUGUCAAGUUACUAUUGCAAGACCUCUAA
Messenger RNA from Maudiozyma barnettii, 1755 nucleotides. It is a transcript of the gene AIM10, whose product is annotated as putative proline--tRNA ligase AIM10. The transcript has a single exon. Gene Ontology annotation, biological process: prolyl-tRNA aminoacylation. Gene Ontology annotation, cellular component: mitochondrion; cytoplasm. NCBI's taxonomy places the organism in Eukaryota, Fungi, Ascomycota, Saccharomycetes, Saccharomycetales, Saccharomycetaceae. The record is from RefSeq and is a predicted model, not a curated record. Gene Ontology annotation, molecular function: ATP binding; proline-tRNA ligase activity. The coding region runs from base 1 to 1755 and encodes 584 amino acids.